AUGUGUGACCAAUGCCGCGUUGGCCACAAACGACAGCAGAUGUUCUUCGAAGGUCAUGAGAUCGUUUCUAUCCAGGAUAUCGUUGAGGGUAAUGUUACACCUAGUCGCCCCUCCGAGAAAUGCUCCGUCCACAGACUAGAGAACAAAGAUAUGUUCUGUCAGGAUUGUAAGAUGCGCGUCUGUUUCAAGUGCGUCGUCAUCGACCAUCGAGAUCACAAGAUAAAAUCUCAUAUGGACUUCGAAAAAGAAAUGCAGGCUAAGGUGAGUGAUCUUCUCCAUCGUUGUAAAGCCAAGCAAUCAGAACUGGAGAAGAACAUUCAGACUGUGGAGAUACAUCGUCAUGCAGCACACAUUGCCCUUCAUCUACUACGUGAAGAUGUCGGCCAAGCUUGUCGUACCAAGGUCAAGCAACUAGAAGACAACCGACGUGUACUUGUUGUGAAGAUCGAUGCUCUGGAGCGUAGUUUUGAUGAAGCCCUCAACGGUGUCAAAUCGAAUGAUGAACAGAUGAUCAAGAGCAUUUGUAGUUCGGUAGAUCUGGUGAAUAAUGCCAGACUGGGAUGUCUCGAGACGGACAGUCUGGCUGCUCACACAUUCCUUUGCGAAGAGAUCGGUGCCUUGCUAAAGGAGGUUAUUGAUCAAACUUCAGCAGCAACCAUAAGGGAGAAGGCACAGAAGCAGAGAUUCAAGCCUGCAGCUGACACCAGUCUUGACCUUGGGAAUAUCACAGAAACGGUUCGAGGACAACCACCCCCUAUGACACAUCUCGACAACCAUCUCCUAGGACAAUCAACCCCCAAGGUUCACAUCUCUUCAAUUUUCGUUCUCGAGUCCCACACCGAGAUCAAAUCCGAAGUGUAA
This is a messenger RNA of Strongylocentrotus purpuratus (purple sea urchin), 861 nucleotides long. RefSeq names its product tripartite motif-containing protein 45-like. The coding region runs from base 1 to 861 and encodes 286 amino acids. The record is from RefSeq and is a predicted model, not a curated record. Gene Ontology annotation, cellular component: chromatin; nucleoplasm. Gene Ontology annotation, molecular function: zinc ion binding; ubiquitin-protein transferase activity. The transcript is spliced from 3 exons. NCBI's taxonomy places the organism in Eukaryota, Metazoa, Echinodermata, Echinoidea, Camarodonta, Strongylocentrotidae. Gene Ontology annotation, biological process: positive regulation of DNA-templated transcription.